Messenger RNA from Leishmania braziliensis MHOM/BR/75/M2904, 876 nucleotides. RefSeq lists its product as hypothetical. The record is from RefSeq and is a predicted model, not a curated record. Lineage: Eukaryota; Euglenozoa; Kinetoplastea; Trypanosomatida; Trypanosomatidae. Bases 1 to 876 code for a protein of 291 amino acids. The transcript has a single exon.
AUGCUGCGAACUUGCCGCGUCUUUUGCUUCCGCAUGAAGUGCGGGAGCAUGUAUGUUGACUACAAGAUAAUGUCCCGCAACCAUCGUCGCUCGAUUCGCGUAGAGGAUGCCUUAGUCGACCCCCUGCUUCCCACCACGGUGGUGCCACUGCAUUGGUUGGAGCAGCUUAGGUGCCCAUCGACGCGUCUUCUUACCGGCUACCACAUAGAAGAGGCGGUGUAUGCAAAGCCGAACUACGGCGAUCGUGUGAGCCGCACUCCUGCGUUGUCGUCUUCGUCUCUUGCAGCUGCCAAGCCGGAGGAGAGCGAUGCUCACGUCAACGCAAUCCGGGCGGGCCCAGUGGUACUCUACAUAACUGGGCAGAGCAUCCCUGUCGUUUUAAACCCUCUCUUUGUGCACUCAGGCGAGUGGGGACUCACUCAGUCAAACGGUGAAUUGGACCUUCGCAUCGGCAUGGAUGCUAUAGAGCAGUGCUCCCUGUACGCUGAGCUCCGCCCGGGUGGUCUGCUCUACUCGAAGCUGCCGCACCCAAGCCUGACAGAGGCGAUGGAGCCGGUGCAGGACACGCUUAAGCGCUACGGCAUGAAGUGUGGCUUGGCAGAGUCGCCACUGGUGCCACGACCGUGGACGCACAUGCGCUAUAUGUUUAUCGACGAGCUGCAGCGCGGCCCGAAGAUGACCGAGUUCGUAGGGUACAACCCGCGCAGCGGAACUCAGUGGCGCUUCUCGCAGCACACCAAAUACUUCCGCACGGGCAUCUGGCGCGAGACCAUCCGACGCAACGAAAUGAACGAUGGGCUGCACGCGCACAGCAGCUGGCAAAAGUCCCCGCAGCAGGCGGUUCCGGAGAUCAGCUUCCUCGCACCCUACCCGUAA